Molecule: messenger RNA, 2740 nt
Organism: Pantherophis guttatus
Lineage: Eukaryota; Metazoa; Chordata; Lepidosauria; Squamata; Colubridae
Source: RefSeq, a predicted model, not a curated record
UUGGGUCAGUUGCCAGAAGUCAAAAAUGACGGUAGCAUUUAAUCAGUGAAAACCUCUUGCAACCGCCUUAGAUAAGAGGGGGGACAAGCGCGUUUUUCUGCCUGUCUGGAGAUGGCGCUCAAACAGGCAACACCUGUGGCUAGAAAGCGGACGGUACAGCAGGCGGCGCCUGUGGUUGUGUUUAAGGAGUUAAAAUCAUCAAGUACUGCAUUGCUAGAAAGGCUGGGAGGAGAGGAGACGCGCAGAGGAACUUCCUCUUCCGGAUGGCUGAUGGGAGGAAGUUGGUGUGCAGAGCGGCUUUUGUGCUGUUUCCAUGGUGGAAGCAGCAGCUGGCAGGUGAGUGGAGGGCAGCAGGUGGGAGGAGAGUCCGGGAGCAACUUGGGCUGGAAGCGGAGAAGCAACUGGGCUGAAGCCUCUCAGCUGCGGCUGCUGCAGGUUCCUUCCCUCCCCAAAUGGAAGCCCACUGGUGCUGCAGGCUGGGAAACUGGGGGCUGCAAUUUCUGCUGGUGGGAAGAUUGAAAAAGCCUCCUUCCAAUGCAGGUUGAGCCUUUGGGGCUGGUUUCCCUCCAGAGGGAGCUCCGUCACUGGAGGUUUGGAAGAGAGCUGGAAGAAACCUUGGAGGUCUUAAUGACGUCUCAGACAAAUGGCUGUCCCGUCGGUUUAAAAGCCACCAGCAAUGGAGCCCCCACAACCUCUGGAGGGAAGCCAUUCCCGAAGAAUCAACCUUCACUCAAAAGAGGCUUUUUCAGUCUUCCAGGCAGCAGAAAAUUGCAGCCAUUCCCUUCCACUGGCUAAUUGUUCUCACUGAUGGGAUUUUUCCUUAAUUCCAGACAAAGAGGAUGGCAAUAAGAGCAUUCUGGACAACUGAGAAUAACAAGCAACGUUGAAAAGUAAAUAAAAUUGAGCCAGAAAUCAAAAUAUAUUCCAUUUCUUUCAGAAAACAACUCAAUUCUCCUUCUCCAGCAGCUAAUAGACAAAAGAGAGAAAAUUAAUAUGAGAUUUUGAGCUGGAAAAAGUAGAGGAUACGAAACUCUUGGAUACAUUGCAUGAAAAAUCAAGGAAGAUUAUUUUUCACUCAGAAAAAGAUGGAAAUAUCUGGAAGUUAGGUGAAAGGAAAAAGUCUUAUUGGGCAGGGCACAUAGGACAGACAAUGAUACAGGCCUUGCUCUGGGAAGAAGCAAACAGCUUUAAUCAAAGCACCAUUAAACAAUAGAUCACACAUAUUUUUGACCUCAAGAAUAUCAGUUGUGGAAAAGCUCCAUAGAUCUACCUAUUGUAGAAAAAGCGCAGAUUGCAAAUCAUAGCUGAUUUAACAAGAAGAUCCCAACUGCAGAAAAGCCAUACAAAUUAUCUGAAUACGCCAAAAAGUUUGGUCAGAACAGCUUCCUUGUGGUUCGUGGAACUACUCACACAGAAGAGAAGCCAUAUGAGUGCUCCCGAUGUGAAUACUUUAGUGAACAUGGCAACAUGGUGAUACAUCACAGGACACCCAUCACGUAAGAGUGUCCAAAUUGUGUGAAAGUAUCAUUGGAAAUUACCACCUCAUGAGACAACAAAGGACUCACACAGGAGAGAAACCCUUUCAAUGUCCUGAUUGUGGGAAAAGUUUCAGAAACAAUUCAAGGAUGGUGACACACCAGUCGACUCACACAGGAGAGAAACCAUUUGAAUGUCCAGAUUGUGGGAAAAGGUUCAGUCAGAAUUCCAGCCUGGUGAUACACCAGAGGACUCACACAGGAGAGAAACCAUUUGAAUGUCCUGAUUGUGGGAAAAGUUUCAGUCACAAUUCCAGCCUGGUGACACACCAGAGGACUCACACAGGGGAGAAACCAUUUGAAUGUCCUGAUUGUGGGAAAAGUUUCAGUCACAAUUCCAACCUGGUGACACACCAGAGGACUCACACAGGAGAGAAACCAUUUGAAUGUCCUGAUUGUGGUAAAAGUUUCAGUCAGAAUUCCAACCUGGUGGCACACCAGAAGACUCACACAGGAGAGAAACCAUGUGAAUGUCCUGAUUGUGGGAAAAGUUUCCUUUGGAAUUCUGAGCUGGUGAGACACCAGAGGACUCACACAGGAGAGAAACCAUUUGAAUGUCCUGAUUGUGGGAAAAGUUUCAGUCGCAAUUCCAGCCUGGUGACACACCAGAGGACUCACACAGGAGAGAAACCAUUUGAAUGUCCUGAUUGUGGGAAAAGUUUCAGUCACAAUUCCAGCCUGGUGACACACCAGAGGACUCACACAGGGGAGAAACCAUUUGAAUGUCCUGAUUGUGGGAAAAGUUUCAGUAACAAUUCCCACCUUGUUAGGCACCAGAGGAAUCACACAGGAGAGAAACCAUUUGAAUGUCCAGAUUGUGGGAAAACUUUCAGUCACAUUUCCAGCCUGGUGAUACACCAGAGGACUCACACAGGAGAGAAACAAUUUGAAUGUCCUGAUUGUGAGAAAAGUUUCCUUUGGAAUUCUGAGCUGGUGAAACACCAGAGGAUUCACACAGGAGAGAAACCAUACGAGUGCCCAGACUGUGGGAAAGAUUUCAGUAGUAAGACUAGCCUUUUGAAUCAUGUGCUUAUACACACGGGAGAAACCAUUUAAGUGCCCCAAGAGUGGGCGUUGCUUCAGGAAACAUUCCACCCGUAUUGCACACAAGAAAAUGCGCAUGGAUUUGCCAAAGUGAUGAGUGAUGACCUAAAGCAGUGGUUCCCAAAGUGCGCGGUACCAAAGUGGGGGGCGGUGGGAUGACU